CGCUUGGUCAAUAUAGUUUCACUUAGACGAUACUUAGAAAUAAUCAUGCCUACCUACAGAUAUAUCUAUUUUGAUUUAAGAGGAAGGGGAGAAAUAGUUCGUCUUUGUUUCCACGCGGCUGGUGUGAAAUUUGAAGAUGUAAGAAUAGAACAUUCUGCAUGGCCUGGAAAAUGUCGUGACGCUUCACCAUUUGGUCAGCUCCCGUACUUGGAGAUAGACGGAAAGAAAUUUCCCCAAUCAUUAGCCAUAUCUCAAUAUAUCGCCAGGGAACAUGGCUUGUAUGGUAAUAAUUCAUUGGAGAAUUUAUCUAUUGAUGGUGUUGUAGGAUUAACAAUAGAUUACUUCAAUCUAUGGGCUAAGGCGAACUUUGAAAAGGAUGCAAACAGAAAGACAGAGUUACAAACCAAGUUGAACAGUGAAGAUUUACCAACAUUUCUUCAACAACUUGAAAAGCUCUUAACUGAAAAUAAAACAGGAUACUUUGUCGGGAAGAAGUUGACAUUAGCAGAUCUUGCAGUUUAUUCUACCCUUGAAAACUCCUUCCGAGAUUUUCCGGACGUGUACACCAAAUAUCCUCAAGUGGUUGGAAAUCGCAAGAAAGUUGGGUCUCAGCCACAGCUUACCGCCUACUUAUCUUCAAGAAAACCAACGAAUAUAUGAAAUAACGAAAACGAAUAAAAGAUUCGUUCAUUCUUAUGUUAAGCUAUGUUGAUCAUUUUAGUUAGGGUAGCUUUUUCGAUAGGGUAUAUUUAAGCUAUGGUGAUCAUUUUAGUUAGGGUAGCUUUUUCGCUAGGGCAGUUAGGCCCCAGUGUUGUGAAGACGAGGUGUGCUUAUUAUUGUUUAAAUUCUGAAAAUGGCCAGGAGUUCACCACAGUGAUACAUAAUAUGAAUGGUGUCGUGUACGGGGUAGUUAGUGUUUACCCUCUCCAAAACGCCAUGUUCGACAUUUUGUUGCAUCCGUCUAGCAGAUUUUUAUUUUGGUUAAUCACUAGAAUCCAUAAUACAUGAUUUCUUUUUUUUUGUGUC
This is a messenger RNA of Patella vulgata (common limpet), 1026 nucleotides long. RefSeq names its product S-crystallin SL11. The record is from RefSeq and is a predicted model, not a curated record. NCBI's taxonomy places the organism in Eukaryota, Metazoa, Mollusca, Gastropoda, Patellidae. Gene Ontology annotation, biological process: glutathione metabolic process. The transcript is spliced from 5 exons. Bases 46 to 660 code for a protein of 204 amino acids. Gene Ontology annotation, molecular function: glutathione transferase activity.